AUGGCACAUCUUGGCAGCGGAGGUCUGGCCGGCGCACACUUCGUCAUCACGAGGCCACGGACCGGCGAGGUGCUAGUUGAGGUGACGCCAUUGCCCUCCUCCUCCUCCACACCAGCGCCCGCAUCCGCCGAGGUGAAGAGCUGCGGCCUGUUCAGUGAUGCCUUCGAUUUCGUCGGAGAGGCGCAAGCGAGGAGUUACGAAUUCUUUGGUCGCAACAUGGCGAAUGGGGCGGGGGCGACAUGCGCAACAGGCGCUGAUGGCGCUCGGAGCCGCAGGAAACAGAACGUGGACGCAAUGGUGGCGUGCGACGCACCGAGCAGCACCUUCAUGGACUCUGCGGAGUGGGAGGGCGGCGACGCGGAGAGCGACGGCUCCGAUGAGGCGGGCGAGAGUGACGGUGACGGUGAAGCCGUCGGGAUGAGUGACGCACCACCUGCAAAGAGGCUUCACAAUUAA
Messenger RNA from Trypanosoma grayi, 456 nucleotides. RefSeq lists its product as hypothetical. The record is from RefSeq and is a predicted model, not a curated record. Bases 1 to 456 code for a protein of 151 amino acids. NCBI's taxonomy places the organism in Eukaryota, Euglenozoa, Kinetoplastea, Trypanosomatida, Trypanosomatidae. The transcript has a single exon.